AUUCCCCUUGCAGCCAUGGACUUGGAUAAACCAUCCGUCUGGGGAUCCCUGAAGCAGAAAACUAGACCAUUCCUGCAAAACCUAAGCGUGAAGAAGACAAAGAAGAGAUCUAGCAAAAUGGUGGAGAGGAAGGUCCGCUCCUUGGACCGAUGCCUCAGUGUGUCGGUGCCUGACAUGCUGGAGGUGGAGACUCUUAUGGAAGAAGAAAUGACUUAUUCAAGUACUCAGGUGUUGUCGAGCUGCUCCCCCAAGAGCUUCUCCAGGUCUGUGGUGUCCCUGAAAAGCAGAAGCACUUCAGUGAGGCCAGCCGGAGAGGACUGGCCAUGGGCGCCGCAGCAGGCGACACGCAUGGAGGUGACGGUCACCCAGCCGGACGCGCAAGUCGCGGGCAGCCCCAUGUCCCAGGAGGAGAGGAAAUCCAGCAGUGACCUCUUUGAGCUGCUGCAGAGUGCCCGCCUGAGCGCUGCCCUGUCUGACGAGGGGGCAGAGUACCCUUGUGGAGAAAUGGAUCUAGACUCUUCCAUAUCGUCUCAAAUUUUUGAUGAUCAGAUGGCUCUAGAGGAAGCAAAUGAUUGCUUGAGUGACCUGCCCAGCCCCUUUGCCUACCUGCUGACCAUCCACCUGAAGGAAGGCCGGAACCUGGUUAUCAGAGAUCGCUGUGGUACAAGUGACCCGUAUGUGAAGUUUAAACUGAAUGGGAAAACUCUAUACAAAAGUAAGGUAGUCUACAAGAACAGCAACCCAGUUUGGGAUGAAACUGUUGUGCUGCCUGUACAGACCCUCAAUCAAAAACUCUGGAUCAAGGUGUACGAUCGAGAUUUAACCUCUUCAGACUUCAUGGGUUCGGCAUUUGUAGCGCUCGCUGAACUUGAACUCAAUAGAACUAUUGAACAGGUUUUAAAACUGGAAGAUCCCAACAGUUUAGAAGAUGACAUGGGAGUUAUUGUAUUAAACUUGAGUCUAGCAGUCAAGCAAGAAGACAUCAAGAGAAAUAGAUGGUCAAGUCGGAAGAAGCGAACCUCAUCCAAGUCGAGUUUCAUGCGGAGUGUGCGACUCUCCGACUCUUUGCGCAAGAACCAGUUGUGGAACGGGCUGGUCACCAUCACGCUCUUGGAGGGAAAGGACAUCCCUGGAGGGGGCUUGGCAGAGAUUUUUAUUCUCCUCAAACUGGGAGAUCAAAGAUACAAGAGUAAGACACUGUGUAAGAGUGCAAAUCCUCAGUGGAGGGAACAGUUUGAUUUUCACUACUUCUCUGACAGGAAGGAUAUGUUGGACAUUGAGGUCUGGAGAAAGGAUAACAAAAAGCACGAGGAGCUUUUGGGAACGUGCCAAGUUGACAUUACUGCCCUGCCGACGAAGCAGACCAAUUGCUUAGAGCUGCCUCUGGAAAAACAGCCAGGGUCCCUGCUAAUGUUGAUUGCUGUGGCCCCGUGUACAGGAGUGUCCAUCUCUGAUCUGUGCGUCUGCCCUUUGGGAGACCCCAGUGAAAGGCAACAGAUUUCACAGCGCUAUUGUAUAAAGAAUUCCUUUCAAGACAUAAAGGACAUUGGCUUCUUACAAGUCAAAGUUUUAAAGGCAGUGGACCUGUUGGCAGCAGAUUUUGCAGGUAAAAGCGAUCCUUUCUGUGUAUUAGAGCUGGGAAACGACAGUCUUCAAACACAUACCGUUUACAAGAACCUCAACCCAGAGUGGAACAAAGUCUUCACAUUUCCUAUUAAAGAUAUUCAUGAUGUUCUGGAAGUGACAGUGUUUGAUGAAGAUGGAGAUAAACCCCCUGAUUUUCUUGGAAAAGUUGCCAUCCCUUUGCUGUCUAUUAGAAACGGUAAACAAAGUUGUUACACACUGAAGAAUAAAGACUUGGAACGUGCUUCAAAAGGAGUAAUUUACUUGGAGCUGGAUGUCCUAUUUAAUCCUGUAAAAGCAAGUAUUAGAACAUUCAAGCCCCGAGAAAAGCGCUUCACUGAGGAGAACCGCAAAUUUUCUAAAAAGAUCUUAUCAAGAAAUGUUGAUCGUGUGAAAAAAAUCACCAUGGCAAUAUGGAAUACAAUACAAUUCCUUCGGAGCUGCUUUCUCUGGGAGUCCACGGUAAAGAGCGUGAUAGCAUUUGUGGUAUUUGUGGUCACCGUCUGGAGCGUGGAACUGUACAUGCUGCCCCUGGCUCUGCUGGUGCUCUUUGCAUACAACUUCUCCCUCAUCAAAACAGGGAAGGUCAACAACACCCAAGAUGCCCAGGAGCUUAUGGGCUUGGAUGAAGAUGAGGAUGAAGAUGAUAAGGAAUCUGAGAAAAAGGGGUUAAUUGACAGAAUCCACAUGGUCCAAGAGGUCAUUGUAGCUGUUCAAAGCAUCCUAGAAGAAAUAGCAUCAUUUGGAGAGAGGAUUAAAAACACGUUCAACUGGACGGUGCCUUUCCUCUCUGUCCUGGCCUGCUUGGUCCUGGCAGCAGCAACAGUCAUUUUGUAUUUUAUACCACUGAGGUACAUUGUUUUAAUCUGGGGCAUAAAUAAAUUUACUAAGAAGCUUAGAAAUCCCUACGCCAUCGACAAUAAUGAGCUACUAGAUUUCCUCUCCAGGGUACCAUCUGAUGUUCAAAAGGUGCAGCAUGCUGAAUUGAAACCAUACAGCAGCUCCAGUCCCAUUAGGAAGAAGCGGAGUGCGCUGUAGGAUGCAGCGUGAUUUCGGAAUGCAGCAUCUCCCUCCGUAC
Messenger RNA from Aptenodytes forsteri (emperor penguin), 2701 nucleotides. It is a transcript of the gene MCTP2, whose product is annotated as multiple C2 and transmembrane domain containing 2. The coding region runs from base 16 to 2661 and encodes 881 amino acids. Gene Ontology annotation, cellular component: synaptic vesicle membrane. The record is from RefSeq and is a predicted model, not a curated record. Gene Ontology annotation, biological process: regulation of neurotransmitter secretion. The transcript has 22 exons. Gene Ontology annotation, molecular function: calcium ion binding. NCBI's taxonomy places the organism in Eukaryota, Metazoa, Chordata, Aves, Sphenisciformes, Spheniscidae.